This is a messenger RNA of Limanda limanda (common dab), 1123 nucleotides long. RefSeq names its product NOP16 nucleolar protein homolog (yeast) (gene nop16). The transcript has 5 exons. The record is from RefSeq and is a predicted model, not a curated record. Gene Ontology annotation, biological process: ribosomal large subunit biogenesis. Gene Ontology annotation, cellular component: nucleolus. Lineage: Eukaryota; Metazoa; Chordata; Actinopteri; Pleuronectiformes; Pleuronectidae. Bases 95 to 628 code for a protein of 177 amino acids.
UUUCCUGCUGCAGCCUCACGUUGUUUCCUCCGCGUCAGAAAAUCUGAGAAAAACACAAACCGAGAAAAAGCGAGAAACUCACGAAGACGCGAAGAUGCCGAAAGCGAAGCAGGCGGGAAAGAGGAAGAAGUUCGACUACAACGCGAACCGGAAGAAGAUGAAGAAGAAGUUCAUCAAGAAGUGCAACCCGACCAUAGACGAUCGACAGAUCCGAAACGCGUGGGACGAUAAGAAGUCCGUCUCCAGGAACCUGCAGGACAUGGGUUUGGCCUUCGACCCGAACCGGUCGCUGCCGCUUCAGAAGCCGAGCCUCAUCGGUCGAGACAGAGAGACCAGAGCUCCCGUCAGCGUGGUCACCAAACCCUACGUCCUCAACCAACUGGAGGAGCAGGCGAAUCGUCCCGAGAAAAGCGUGAAGACGUUAUCGUCCGACCUCAUCGAGUACGUCCAGUACAUGGUCCGAGAACACAAGGACAACUUCAAGGCGAUGGCCCGAGACGAGAAGAACUACUACCAGGACACGCCCAAGCAGAUCAAGAGGAAGAUCAACGAGUACCAGCGCUGCCACUCGCAGCACUACGACGCCUUCGUCCGCUCGCUGGCCGCACCUCAGCCCACGGCCCAGUAGGGGGCGCGUGCACCCUGUUCUGGACUUGAAAUCUCUCUCUGCAUCCGGACGAGUCGGGAAUCGAACCGUGUCCGAGUGCAGACGGAACAUUCAGACUGAGACGGAUCCACAGACGAGGACAGUGGGGGGGAAAGACGUUUCUCUUCCUGUGUUUUUAGUUUUUCUUCCUCUUUACAGGAACUUUCUCUCAACUCUGUGCUCUGAAUGUUAAACGUGGUCGAGAUAUAUUUAAUGUAUCUUCAGCUGAUUCCUUCUCCUUUUUAUCAAACUGUUACAGGACAGGUUUCAGAUCUGCUGAGGAAUCAGAGUUUGAACAGCAACAGUGAAUAUUUCUGUUGAAAACUUCUCCGGAUAAAAAACAGAAAAUGUCAAAACAGUUAAACAGGUUUGUUUGUGUGAAUGAGUUCUGAACGUCCCUGGUUGAAGUAAUGUGCUUUAGAGAAUAAGAAAACUCAUUCUACCCAAAUAUUAAACAUCGUUUUUACAAAAUGAAAA